Mesorhabditis spiculigera is the source of this 2106-nucleotide messenger RNA. Lineage: Eukaryota; Metazoa; Nematoda; Chromadorea; Rhabditida; Rhabditidae. The record is from the annotation of a GenBank genome assembly.
AUGCGAGAAGAGCCCUCGCUCAGGCCAUCGGGUUUUGGAACGAGAUACCUAACAGAUCAAGAAAAAGUAUGGGAACACAAUGCUUGGGAUAACGUCGAAUGGAAUGACGAGAUGGAAGAAAGGGCGCAACGCACUGUUGAAGAGCAGCGAAGUGCACCCGUAGAGGCGGAAGCUGCGUCUUCAUUGCUAGCAGAGCCAGCGAAACAGUGGGACGCGUUCUACUCGCAACACAACAACAAAUUCUUUAUGGACCGAAAUUGGCUUCUCAAAGAGUUCCCCGAGCUGGAUACAACAAAAUACCCACAGGACGCUAAAGUUCGUGCACUAGAAGUCGGAUGUGGCGUGGGAAACACGUCUUUUCCGUUAUUACAAUGGGAUACGGAUCGAAAAUUGUACCUCUAUUCAUGUGACUAUUCGAGCGUAGCAGUCGAUGUGUUGAAGAAAAAUGAGGCUUAUGAUGAAAGCCAUGGGAAGGCAUUUGUUUGGGAUAUCACAAUGCCGCACCCUGAUGUGAUCGAGCCUGGGACGCUAGAUAUAAUUGUUUGCAUUUACGUCUUAUCCGCUAUUCAUCCAUCCAAGACAAAAACGGCCAUCGAAAACCUGAAAUCGCUCUUGAAGCCAGGCGGAUGUCUGCUCGUCAAGGAUUACGGGCGCUUUGACCUGACUCAACUACGAUUCAAGAAAAACCGGUUAAUUGAGGAGAAUUUGUAUUGCAGAGGAGAUGGAACAUUGGUUUAUUUCAGGCCGAUGCCCAACGACGGCCUAUAUGUAGCCGUCGCCGAGGUAAUUGAGCGAGUACAAGAAAAGAAGCAAAACCUCCGGUCAGCAGUUUAUGACCAUUCGUAUCAGAACAAAAAGAAACUUCUGCGGCUGACUUGUGAAACCGUGAAAUAUGCCGCUCUCUUUGACGCACUUCUAGAAUACCCAGAAAUUUCUCCACUGCUAGACGAACCGGCUUUUGAAGGCAGCGUUGCUUUCAUACAUGUGCUCCUUUACGAAUUUUUGAUCGGGACUGAUCUGAAAUCGGCCACUUCUCGCUUGAAAAGACCGAUUUUUGGGAUAGCUUCGACAAUCCAAGAAAAGGAGAAGGCAUUGUCCGCUAAAGGUUUUGGCAUUGACGCGAUAAAAAAGAAAGCGCAGGAUACGCAGAUCGAGAUCCCUCGAUAUGCUCGCAUUAAUGAGGUGAAAUGGACUCGAACGGAGGCGCUCGAUGCGUUGAAGCAAGACUCUUGGAAGGUUGUCGAACUCGCUGAAGGCGAGACUUUUGCUGAGCGCGUGGCACGGCUACAAUCUGAUGAGGUAUUGCUGGAUCCACACAUUCCCGAGCUGCUCGUAUUCACAAACAGCUCUGAUUUCCACAGCUACUGGAUGACAGAGCAACGGUACCUCAUUAUGCAGGACAAGGCAUCUUGUCUACCUGCCUACCUGUUAGCACCACCACAAGGGGCUCAUUGCCUAGACGCGUGCGCAGCCCCCGGAAAUAAGACCUCUCACUUGGCGGCCAUUGUUGGAGAGAAUGGUAUCGUCUACGCAUUUGACCGGGCGGCCGACCGAGUGCAAACGAUGAAGCGCCUUCUAAGCCAAUCCGGCGUCACAAAUAUCGCUCACGUGGAGAAUGCGGACUUUCUGAGGACGGAUUUCACAGAAUCGAGAUGGAAUUCGGUGGAAUAUGCUGUCGUGGACCCGCCGUGCAGCGGAUCGGGUAUGGUGAAGCGGCUGGAUGAAUGGACGGGCGGUGAUGCACAAAAAGAAAGACUCGGAAAGCUGGCUAAUUUACAAGCGAUGCUUCUGAAACAUACGCUCAAGUUCCCGGCCCUGAGACGCGUCGUCUAUUCCACCUGCUCCCUGCACGAGGAGGAGAACGAGCAGGUUGUUCAGGAGGUGCUCAGGGAGUUUGGAGAUGAAUGGGAACUGUCAAAGGAUGAACUACCGAAUUGGCAUCUGCGCGGAAUGGACACCUACGAAUUUGGGGCUUGCUGCCUACGCGCUGAUCCCAAGACCACGCUGACGAACGGCUUCUUCGUUGCCGUCUUUGUAAAGCGCGGAGUCGAAACCAAGGAAAAGAAGAAGAAAGCCAAGAAACGAAGGCUGGAUGCGGACGACGAA